AUGGCAGCAGACAGCAAGCCGGCUCCUGAAGACAAGCCGGGCGCUGCUCCUGCAAAAAGGGCUGUCCACAAGAUCCGAACAGCCAGCCUCGUCGUUAGCUUGGCACGAGGCUGGCAGCAGUGGGUCAGUGACCACAACAUAAAGCAAGCGCAAGAGCCCUCUGGGUGGRUACCCAGUAAGGAGGACUCAUCAGCUCAGCUGCUACAAGAAAGAGCGCAUGAAAAAUGGUCAAUACCAUCCGCGGAGAAGCAUCAGACGGAAGACGAUGGAAAGUCCUUAGCAAAGGAGCCGGUGACAAUAAGGGAUGAUGAAAAGAAUUCAAGGGAGUCAGAUGAAGCCCUCAAAAAGCUGAACAUAAAAAGCAAAGAGGUUCCCAAAACGGUUGUAAGUAAAGCCUAUGAAAGAGGAGGUGACAUCAGCCUCCUCAGCAAUAGAUAUGAACAUGACAAUAGCAGCUCAGAGAUGAUAAAGCAGAAAGAAGAAUCAAGUGCUAUUGACAAAAUUCUUAGUGGUAAAUUAUCUCCAACUAUGAGGAGAAAGUGCUCAAACGUGGUGUCAGAGCUGAGCAAGAGCUGGAAAGUGAUGGAACAAGAGAACAAAGCUCCUAGGCAGGAGCUGCUACUUAAGUGCCAGGAAGACAGCGUGGAUACAGCGGAUAGUGGCUAUGGAGAAGCAGAGGAUAGAGUUGAGCCGGAAGAUGGUGACCAAGAGAAAGUGGCUGCUGUGAGGAUUAAGGAACCUGCAUCAUCUCUUGCCUGCAAAUUUACUGAAGAAAUAAGCAGGAAAGCRCAGAGGAAGUACAGCCCUGUCGGCAGCCUGAAACACAGAUGGCAAGAAUGGGCGGAUCAGCACAUCCUAACACAGAAGCUGAACCCCUUCAGCGAGGAGUUUGAUCACAAGCUGGCCAUGUCCACGCGCCUGCACAAGGGAGACKCAGGCUACGGCCAUCCCAAGGAGGGAACCAAAACGGCGGAAAGGGCCAAGAGAGCCGAGGCCCACAUCCACCGGGAGAUGCGCGACCUGUGCUUCAUCAUCGAAUCCAUGGCCAAGCCCCGGCGCGACGGCAAGGUCCAAGUCACUUUUGGGGAGCUCUUUGACAGAUACGUUCGUAUCUCUGAUAAGGUUGUUGGGAUCCUCAUGAGAGCCAGGAAACACGGGCUGGUGGACUUYGAGGGGGAAAUGCUAUGGCAAGGCAGGGAUGAUCAUGUCGUAAUUACUCUACUAAAAUAA
Nothoprocta perdicaria is the source of this 1230-nucleotide messenger RNA. RefSeq names its product actin-binding Rho-activating protein-like. The record is from RefSeq and is a predicted model, not a curated record. The transcript is spliced from 2 exons. Bases 1 to 1230 code for a protein of 409 amino acids. Gene Ontology annotation, biological process: positive regulation of transcription by RNA polymerase II; positive regulation of Rho protein signal transduction. Lineage: Eukaryota; Metazoa; Chordata; Aves; Tinamiformes; Tinamidae. Gene Ontology annotation, molecular function: actin binding. Gene Ontology annotation, cellular component: sarcomere.